Molecule: messenger RNA, 1743 nt
Organism: Durusdinium trenchii
Lineage: Eukaryota; Dinophyceae; Suessiales; Symbiodiniaceae
Source: the annotation of a GenBank genome assembly
CUUCCCCACCCGAAAAUCCCUGGACCCCACAGCGAACUCCCCAGCGACGGACAGCGCGCGCGAACGCGCGCGCCCAUGUUGGCCUGGCCGAGCGCGUCGGAGCUCCGGAGCGAGCUCCAAAGCGCGGUGCAGGCCCUCAGCUUCUCUGAGCUUCAGAGCAGUGCCCAGUGGGCUGCGGAGCUUCUGGCGGCGUUGCCAGGUGGCGAAGAUGCAUCGGCUCCAAAUCCCCUGGCGUUGCCCGAAAAUGGGAAAGCUUGGAGCGCUGUGAUGCUGGCAAAGGCCCAUCUGCAAAUGCGCGAGUAUAGCCGGGCUGCUGCGGUGCUUCUCCCCGAGGGCGUCCGCAUGCGCUCCAGCUGCGCCAUCUUCUUCCGGUCGUAUGCCUUGUACAUGGCCGGAGAAAAGCGAAAGGAGGAGGAGAUUGCAGAAGUGCCCGAUCCGGUGGAGAAGGGUCAGGUGAAAAAUCCUGAACUGAAGGACCUGGAGGAGGAGCUGGCGAUGCUCUACCAGCAUGAGAAGCUGGACGGUUUGGGCCUCUAUUUGUACGGCAUCACGUUGAAGGGCUUGGAGCGGAAAGAGGAAGCGCGAAGGAUCUUGCUGGAAUCGGUCAGUGCCUUCCCUUGCAACUGGUCUGCCUGGCUGGACAUCAUCAGCAUCUCCUCGGACCUCAACGACGUCGACGAGUGCCGCAAGGACCUGAAUUUGCCCAAUCACUGGAUGAGCCAAUUCUUCGAGGCCGCUUUUGAACUAGAGCUGCAGCGAAAUGAGAGCGCAAAGAACCUCUACUUGCAGCUCCGCGCGACGUUCCCAGACUCGUCGUACCUCACAUCACAGCUGGCGACCUGCUUCUACAACAUGAGGAGCUUCGACGCCUCUCAAGCAGCCUUUGAAGAGAUGCGGAAGAGAGAUCCUUAUCGACUCACCUCCUUGGACACCUAUUCCAACAUCCUCUUCGUGAAGGAACGCUCUGCGGCUUUGAGCCACCUCGCACGCCACGUGGUCAAGAUUGACAAGUACACACCGGAAGCCUGUAGCAUCAUUGGAAACUACUACAGCCUGAAGGGGGAGCACGAGAAAGCGGUGAUUUACUUCCAGAGAGCCUUGAGCCUCAACCGGCACUUCACUCCAGCGUGGAUUCUGAUGGGUCACGAGUUCAUGGAGAUGAAGAAUACGCCGGCUGCCAUCGACGCCUACCGGACAGCCGUGACGCUCAAUCAGAGGGACUAUCGGGCGUGGUAUGGCUUGGGGCAAACCUAUGAGUUGCUCAGCCUUCACUACUACGCCCUCUUCUACUACCGCCGUGCGAUGAUGCUCCGCCCAGACGAUGCACGCAUGUGGUGCGCCAUGGCGCAGUGCUAUGAUCUCAUGGGUCGCAAGGUGGAGGCGCUGCGCUGUUACGAGAAGGCGCACCGCUGUGGGGACCAGGAGCGGAUGGCGCUGCCACGGCUCGCGCGGCUCCACAGGGACUUGGGGCAGCGGAGGCAAGCUGCUGCCUACUACACGCAGAUGCUCGAGCAGAAUGGCUUGGGCGAUGUAGGUGCCGGUCCGCUCCAACCGGUGGGUCUCUCCACGGAGGUGGUGGAAGCGUUACGCUUUCUGAUGGCCUACACGACAGAGGAGGGCUGCUGGGAGGACGCCGAAGCCUACGCCAUGCGGCUCUUGGAUACUUCUGGGCCUGAGAAGGACGAGGCCAAAGCGAUGCUUCGGAAACUGCGGCAGCGCGCCGCCAGCUAACGCCAAUGCCAA